AUUUAACUUAACCUUAUAUAUAUAUUUUAUAGAAUAUGUCUGACCCUAUUGCUCCUCAUUCUGCUCCUAUUGCUGCCUACAUGAGUGUACAUCAAGCUACCAAUUUGGCUUAUGUUAGAUAUUUUGGUAAAAUUGAUAAUGCUACUUCUGCUACUUUUCAAAGUCUUGAUUCUCAAGGUUUCCAUGUAUCAUAUACUUUACCCGAUAACUCUUCCAGUCAAGUAUAUAUCAAAUUCAAAACUCCUCUGACUAAGCGAGAAGAUAUCCGACCAGUUUUAGAAGAUAUGGCAAAAGAAGCCGAAACUGCUUUAGGUUUACCUAGUUCAUUAGUUGGUCCUCCUCCAGUUGCUGCUAUUGCCAAAGCUUUAUAUGCUCAAACUACUGAUAUUUAUACUCCUCCUACUCCAUCUGUUCCUUUGGAUGCUUUUUAUCCUGUAUCUGUAUCUGAAGCUUUAAGAUUUGGUGUUUUCCUUGGUUUCUUUGCUCUCUUUGGUUAUGCCUCUGAUACUCAACUACCUCGUUUAUUACAACCCAUCCGUCAAUCUAUUAUCUCUCCUAUCAUCUCUAAAAAGAUAUUCAAGGCAGUAGUCUAUAUCCAUCUUGCUGAAGCAUCUCUGGCUUUCUUUAUGUGUCUUCGUCGUGGAUGGUAUGGUCCUUCUAAUAUCCUCAAAUGGACUGCAAGUACUUUUUUCUUUGGUUUCAACUCUAUGCGUUUACUUCGAAAACAUGCAAAAGACGUUCAAGGUAUUUAGAUUUAUAAUUUAUAUUAUUGUAUUGUCCUUUCUUUUUUUUAAAAAAAAAAUAAAGAAAAGUUGUAUGAAAUACAAUGAUGUCUUUUAUCUAGAUGAAUUGUAUCGUAAUUUGUUCCAUGUUGAGAAAUUGGAUGAAACUGGAUGAUUGUUUAAAAGUUAUGGUGAUUCUGUACAAUGAUAUUGCCCAUAAAUGGAAGUGUGCCUGUUGAGUGGGAACCGACAAGCGGGUUGUCAAAAUGCCAGAAAAAAAAAGAACCCUUACUGAAAAAUAAAUAUCUUUUUCCUGUUCUUUUUUUUUUUUCCUUUUCUUUUUUUUUUUUUUUUUUUUUUU
This is a messenger RNA of Halteromyces radiatus, 1083 nucleotides long. RefSeq lists its product as uncharacterized. The transcript is spliced from 3 exons. NCBI's taxonomy places the organism in Eukaryota, Fungi, Mucoromycota, Mucoromycetes, Mucorales, Cunninghamellaceae. The record is from RefSeq and is a predicted model, not a curated record. Bases 36 to 752 code for a protein of 238 amino acids.